Molecule: messenger RNA, 1833 nt
Organism: Acaromyces ingoldii
Lineage: Eukaryota; Fungi; Basidiomycota; Exobasidiomycetes; Exobasidiales; Cryptobasidiaceae
Exons: 1
Coding region: 1-1833 (610 amino acids)
Source: RefSeq, a predicted model, not a curated record
AUGUCGUCGUCGAGAAGGGGCGGCAGGGGCGGCCCCGCGCCAUCCGGGCGCUUCGAGGGGCAGGUGCAGAGCCGUCGGCUGGAGCGAAUGCGGGGUGCGGCGACGCAGCAGCCCAUCCCGCGCGAGUUUGGCUUCAACCCGUACUCACCCACGCCUCUCCUCCAGCCGCCAGGAGGAGGCAGUAGUGGCAGAUACAACCCUCCCUCUGGCUCGGCGGCCUACUCGGGGACGCGCCGAUCGUCGGCAGCACAGAUGGCCGAGCAAGCCAGGAGGAGAAUGCUGCAGGAGUCGCCCGCCAUGUCGAUGCUGUUCGGUGACCAGUCGUCGUCGCCGAUGUCCUUCAAUGACACGCCAACGCAGCAGCAGCAGGCCUACCGCCGUCCGUCGUCGCUGGCCAUGCCAACCUCGAUGACGACGGACAUAGGCGGAGAUGGAGUGUUUGACAUGUCCAACAUCGAUCCCAAUCUUCGAGGACCAGCAUCAUCAAGGCAGUCCGCUGCCUUUUCAUCGCCCCCACGAAGGCGACAGCCGUUCGUGAGCCCGUCCAAGCAGAAUCGAGCUAGCCAAAUGGUGCAGGGAAGGCCGCCACAGUCGGUGGGAGAUGCCAUCGAGAUGCGUAGGCAAAUGCGGAUGCGUGGUCGUGGCGACCUGCCCGUCAUGGAUCGCUCGUUUCAGUUCCAGCUGCCACCCGAUGCCUCAGUCGCGCGUUCGGCCACUUCGAGCCUCUACGACGACAGCCACAGCCAGCUCUACUACCUCGACAACAAUCCAGCCAGCUUCGCCGACACACCCAGCCACGUAGGCGUGGCAGGAGGACGGGGCAGAGUCUCCAGUGGACCACUUCGCAGCGGGGCACGGAGCAGCGAUGUGUACGACUUUGGCGCACAAGGCGUCGAUCCGAGCUACAUCAGUGCACAACAGGGUUUCGCCGACUACGAUGACGGGGGAGGGGCACAGUACGACGAUGGGACGUCGAUGCCAUCGAUCAGAGAGCAGGACGAGGAAGACUUGUACCAGCUUCAGCCGCCGCGGGCCCGGCCGCUGGACGAGUCGCCCGGCACGACCUCUGCUCGAUUUGCAGCAGAACGGCGUAGAGGUCGACGGCAGGCCAGCCCUGGUGCGGUGCCGUCUCAAAAGUCGGCAGGCAAACGACGAAGGCUGUCAGUUGAAGCCGAACUUCGCCGCCACGAGGCUGAGCUGGAAGAAGAGGACGAGGGAGAAGGGGACAUGACUGUUAUGGAGCAGCGAGCAAGGAAGAGCAAGGCGACCAUGGCAAAGACAGACGCCAGAGGCUUGACGCUGAACCCGAACGGACAGCCCGCUAUGGCAGGCACCUACGAGGACUUGAGACCAAUGACGGAGGAAGAGAUGAAGGCGAGGAGGAAGGAGCUGCAGAAGACAAUCACCUUGGCCACGGGCAUGUCACUCAGCCACAAGACCAUGAUCAACGAUGCAGACAUCAUCCACUCGAUCAUCGCCCAAGGAUUCAAAACUGUCUUGGGCCGAUCGCAGCAUCGAAAGACGCUGCAGGCGAAUCGUGACGUCAAGGCGGCCUUCGACAAGGUGGAGAGGCACACGGCCGCCAACUUCACCGCUCUUUCACAAAAGUCCAUCGAGCGGCACCACCUCACGACAGAGUACCGCAAGGUAGCCAAGCGCAAGAAUCUCCUUCGGCGCGAGGUGCUCAGGAUGCGGUCCGAGGCGAAGCGCGUCUUUGGCAUCAUUGAUGCAAUCGAGCACGUCCAGGAGCAGGAAGCCAGACGAGAGGAGAACGAGGAGCAGAUGCUCGACUUCUUAGAAACACUGAGAGAGGCCAGCAAGGAGUGGACGUGA